Molecule: messenger RNA, 4621 nt
Organism: Terrapene triunguis (Three-toed box turtle)
Lineage: Eukaryota; Metazoa; Chordata; Testudines; Emydidae
Gene: IRS4
Product: insulin receptor substrate 4
Exons: 2
Coding region: 211-3756 (1181 amino acids)
Biological process (GO): insulin receptor signaling pathway
Cellular component (GO): cytosol; plasma membrane
Molecular function (GO): insulin receptor binding; phosphatidylinositol 3-kinase binding
Source: RefSeq, a predicted model, not a curated record
GGCAGCUUGUGUGAGUGAGUGUAGCAGAGCCCGGCGCGUUGCGACCGGUCGGGAGCGGCGAGCGAGAGGGCAAGCGUUGCAGUCACUGGCGAGCUCGCGUGCGGAGCCGAGCCGAGCCGAGCCCUCCGGCGCCUCAUGUCCAGGCGGGCUUGGAGGACGCUUCCCUUGUGAGGGCGGAUUCCCCCCUACCCCAGCUCGCUGGCCCCUAAGAUGGCGAGUGGGAUGAAUGGCCCGGGCGGAGGAGGUGAUAGUACCGCGGCCAGGGGCGCCGAGGCGGAGCUGGGCACCCGGAGCGUUGGAGGAGGGGUCGCACCCUGCCACGGGGCUGGAGUGCCUAGGACUGCUACUACGGCUGAGGAGCAGCAGGAGCUGGGCGAGAGCGGCCCCUACCCGCCCACUCAGCCCCACCACCUGCUGCUGCUGCUGAAAAGAUCGCCCAGCGCCUCCUUGUGCCUGGUGCAGGAGGAGGAGGUGCCCGCUGCUGCGGCUGCCACAGGGCGAGGGGCCCUCUCUGGUGGGCGAGGUGGCCAGCCAGCUCCCACAGCACGAGGAGCUCCUCUGCCAGCUGCUCCUUCCGUGGCUCCUGUGGGGGAUGACGUGAGGAAAUGUGGCUACCUGAGGAAGCAGAAGCAUGGCCACAAGCGCUACUUCGUGCUACGGGCUGAGAGCCACCUGGCCCCAGCGAGGCUUGAAUACUAUGACAGUGAGAAGAAGUUCAAGAGCAGCCUGAGGGCAGCGGCAGCUGCUAGUGGGUCUGCCGUCCUCUGCUGCCCCCCUCCCAAGCGAGUGAUCCCCCUGUACCAGUGCUUCACAGUCAGCCGGAGGGCAGAUGCCAAGCAUAAGUACAUCAUUGCCCUUUAUACCAAGGAUGAAUACUUUGCCAUGUUGGCUGAGAAUGAGGUGGAGCAGGAGGCCUGGUACCAGGCAAUCAGUGAGCUCAUGAAUCAGAGCAAGAGGGGGUUCUUAGAACAGGAGGACCAGACAGAUCAGCAGAUGGAUGAGGAUGAUGAACAUUAUGGAACUGCGCUUAGACCAGGCACAAUAUACAAAGAAGUGUGGCAGGUUAAUGUGAAGCCCAAGGGACUGGGGCAGACAAAGAACCUGACUGGUGUGUACAGGUUGUGCCUAUCUAGCAAGGCUAUCUACCUAGUAAAGCUGAAUUCAGAGGUACCUGCUGUCCACUUGCAGCUAAUGAACAUCCGCCGUUGUGGGCACUCAGAGAACUUCUUCUUUAUUGAGGUGGGCAGAUCUGCUUCCAUUGGGCCUGGUGAACUGUGGAUGCAAGUGGAUGAUUCAGUAGUUGCCCAGAAUAUGCAUGAGACCUUCCUAGAGACCAUGAAAGCUCUCAAGGCCUUUACAGAAUUCAGGCCCCGCAGCAAGAGCCAGUCAUCUGGUGGUGGCAGUGGUACCAAUCCUAUCUCCUUUAUCACCACUAGGAGGCAUCUGGGCAACCUGCCUCCUAGCCAGACUGGCUUGCAGAGAAGAUCCAGAACUGAGUGUGUUACUGGGGGGACUCCGCCCACCACCAAGAGUAGCAGUUCAUACCGCUUCAGAACAUCUAGUGAAGGGGAAGGGACAAUGACCAGACCUUUCAGAUCAGUGACUGGGAGUCUGAUCCAUUUGAACACUGCAAGGAUGAACUUGGGCCGGCAAGAAGGGAGUGGAAGGUAUGUCAGAGCAGCUUUCACCUCUUCUUAUCAUACCAGGUCUGCCUCCCUACCAGUGUCUCAUUUCCCCUCCACCACCAGCCCCAUUAGUGUUUCUUCCAGUAGUGGCCAUGGCUCUGCCUCAGAUACACUAACCAGGCCUUCCAGUUCAUCUGUCUGUGGGUCCCCAAGUGAUGGGGGCUUUAUUUCUUCUGAUGAAUAUGGCUCUAGCCCUGGGGAUUUCAGGUACUUUCGUGUCAGAAGUAAUACUCCAGAUUCCUUGGGAAACACACCACCUAUCAGAGAAGAGAAUUGUUUAAGUGAAUACAUGUCCAUGAAUAAACAGCAAACGGAUGAUAGCUCAAGGGAUGACUAUAUGGAAGCUGAAAAAUGCUUCAGAAAAAGAACUUAUUCUCUGACUAAACCAACUUCUAUAACAGUGCAGCAGAAAACAACACAAACCACGGCUUCUUUAGAUGAAGAUUCUGCAGGAAGGCACAGACAGUUACCUUGUUCGGAAUCACCAAAAUUAAAAGAGAGCCAUGAACCUGACUACAGUGAUGCUACCCUUGAUUCUGUAUGUAACCAAAGCAGAAGUAAAACCAGGGAUGAUGGAUACAUGCCAAUGAUGCCAGGAGUUGCGUCUUCACUCACAAGCAACAAUGAUUAUUUGCCAAUGACUCCUAAAAGUGUGUCUGUCCCCAAACAAAUUAGUAAUUCUUGGUCGUCAUCUCAGGUGGACUCCAGAGGAUAUAUGAUGAUGUUUCCCAGGGCUAGUUCUUCACCUGUACGAAGUCCAUUGGCUGGAUUUAUUUCUAAAGGGGGUAAUGAAAAGGUGACAAACGAGUAUAUGGAUAUGUCACCUGGUAAUUCAGCAGUUCCAAAACAGCCCAGUGAUUCAAAUUGUAUUCAUACCAACACUGUUUCCAAAGGCUUCAGUUCAUAUUUCUCUCUGCCACGAAGCUUUAAGACAUUAUCAGGACAAAAUGGAGAUCAUAAUGAAUAUGUUCCAAUGUCCUCACCUGGAAAACUGUUAUAUGAUGAACAUGAAAAUGUCAAAUGUGUCAACAGUGAACCGUUAGCUAAUGGCAUUUCUAAAUCAUCCGCUGUGAAAGUGUCAGAUGAAGGACUUGCACAGAACAGGGCUACCAGGCCUACAAGACUUCCCCUAGGUACAAGAGGAAGUAAUACUAUACCAAGAAUGUACGAUCGAACAGUUCCACCUGAGCCAACUAGCCCUGGUGAAUACAUAAAUAUUGAUUUCAGUGAAAAAGCAAGUAAUACACCAUAUUCUUUAUCUGCAGAAGGAUCUCCAUCAUCUCUAGGAUCGAGUAGUGACCACAGACAGUCGCCACUUUCUGAUUACAUGAGUGUUGACCUUGAUGUGCAGUCACCAAAAGUAUCAAAGGAACUGUCAAAUUCUUUAACAGAUAUUUCAAUUUAUGCAAGUUCCAGUAUCCCCAGAAACCAGCCAAAUGAUUAUGCUAGACUUUCAUUUGAUACUGCUUGUGUUAGCAGUACAAGUAGUAGGGCUGAUGAUUACACAGAGAUGACUUUCAACAUGGCAACGACACCACUUAGGCCUUUUACCGCAGAAUCCAGCAAUGGUAUAAAGAUCGAUAGUCCUUCUUCCAUUGUAAAUCGACUGUGCAUUGUUGACGGAUAUUCAGGUAGCGGUAGCUUCUCUGUUCCUAGCUCUGAUUCUCCCAUGGGACCUAAGGUGAUUCGAGCUGACCCACAAGGCAGAAGAAGGCACAGUUCUGAAACAUUCUCUUCUACUGGGGCUGUAACUACUUCUUCUUCUUUCUUUACUGAUAGUAGCAAAAGACACAGCUCUGCCUCAUUUGACAAUGUUUGGUUGAAACCUGAGGAAAACAUUUCUGAUGGUCACGAAAGCAAGAUGUCCAGGGAUACCUCAACUGGAUUUCAGAAUGGCUUAAACUACAUAGCUUUGAAUUUAUGUGAUGAUUCUAUGAACUGUGAGGCAAGCACUAAUACACCAACUUGCCAUCUCCAAAAUGGUACUUCAAAUUUGGACAGUGGAGCUUAUGUAAGCAUAGAUUUCACCAGAUCUGAUGGUGUGAAGUGUAACUCUGCAAGAAAAGACUGACUGCAUUGCCAUGGAAACCAUUGUUAGAAGAGGCAGCUUUUCUACUGGUACCUCCAGAAACUGUGUGGUGCUUUUGGAAGCAGAGCUCAACUCCAGCCAGCUACUUUCACUUCCACCAGCACAGACAUACACACAUCAUUGUAAUGAUUUUUGCUUAGAUAUCAGCUGUCUACAGUUGAGUUAAUUUGAAUUAAGAUUUUUCAUAGCUGUGUUUUGGUGAUGGAAUUUGUUUUUCCGCAGCACAUUUGUUUGAGAAGCAUUGGGAAUGCUGCAGAGGGGAUUCCUACAACUUCCUUUUUACUUCUCUCUGCCUCUCCCCCUAAUUUGUUUUUAUUUAUAUUGAGAAGUCAAAGCUGGUGGCUGGUAAUCUAUUUAAUAUGGGUUUUGUUUCUCUGGUACGUUAGCUUAAACAUGUAUUGCUUAGAAAUAUUUUGGCAGGUCAAUUUUUUUUUUUUUUUUUUUGAGGGGGCUGGGAGAGAACUAUGUAACUGAACCUAAAUCUGUGAUGGACAGACCUCUUUAUUAUAUUUUGCUUUAUAGUAUAGGAGGUAGUUUUUGAUCACAGAGCUUAGUAUUUUUAAUCGUAUGUCAGAGCUUAAACUGAAGUUUGUUGCUCAGAAUUCUGAUAUGUAUAAGGUAAGAUUAAAGGGCUGGUUGUCUUGUUGAUUACACUUAAAUUAUCCCUGCCCAUUUGUUUAUGAACAUGUAUAAAAUAUAAAUCAAGGUUUCUAUUCAUGCAUUCAAAUGGGAAAGUGCAGGGUCUUCUACAACUUUGACUUCUGCUUUACAAUAUUGAUGUGUGCUGUAGCUUUUUAAAGAGAAACCACCCUAACUGAUCUUUUUUUUAUCCAAAACCCUCUUAUAA